AUGACUGAAACUUCCAAUUAUGGAAAGGUUGGAGAGCGCUUAUUGCUCAACUAUAUCGAAGCCACAGCCUCUCAGAACCCCUAUAAGUUAGCUAUCUAUCAACUUCUCAUCUUGGAAGAUGGGGACUCCCAUGAGCCAAAAAUCGUUACUUUAAAUUACCAACAGUUGGUCAUUUUGAUUGACAAACUAUGCUGGAAAUUACAUCGAAGUGGUCUUAUACCCCAAACAACCGUUGCAUACUUGGGUCCGAGUGAUCUCAGACAUCUUUUGAUCAUAUUAGCGGCAGCCAAAUUACAAGCCAGGAUUCUUUUGCUUUCCCCGAGAGGGAGUAUUUCCAUUUACGAACACCUCAUGAAAGAGUGCCAGUGCUCGGCCUUGCUAUAUGAUUUGGACUUUGCAGAAACGGCCAAAAAGAUUUCCCAGAAACGAAGGGUCGAUAUACUUCAGGCUGGCAACCUGGAGGAAUUGCUCGGCGAUUUGGACCCAGUGGAGCACUACCCAUAUGAGGGAAGUUGGAGGUCACUCUCAUCUCUUCCAAUAGUGAUUCUGCAUACAAGCGGAUCUACGGGUAUGCCUAAGCCUGUACCGUUCACCCACUCUGCAUUGGGGGCGAUUGAUGCACAGCGCCUUAUAUCGCAGCAAGAUCCCAAAGCUAUGCAGACUCACCUUGAAAUUAUGUCCAAAUCUAAAAUGGUUUACAUCGCUUUCCCUCUUUUCCAUGUUGCUGGCUUUGCGUUAAGCUGUUAUCUCUUGAUUUCGGGCAGUGUUCUUCUAUUUGGAUAUCCUCGUCAGCCACCGAACAUUUCUAUAUUACGUGAUGCACUCAGAGUCAAAUCUCUUGAAGCGGCUUUAAUACCUCCUUCUAUCAUUGACGAUAUAGCGCGAGAUUCUGAGGUUUUGGAAGACAUAUCCCAGCUCCGGUACAUCCUCUCAGGCGGAGGCCCAGUUGCUCAAAAGUCGGGGGACAUAGUCGUUACAAAAACGAGACUAUUUGUUGGCCUGGGAAGCACCGAAUGUGGAUCGUUCAUUCAGUAUCCAACCGAUCCAACACACUGGAACUAUUACCACUUCCAUGCCUCGAAUGGUAUAAACUGGCAUCCAGUACUUGAAAAUUCAGAGGAACAAUCGACCGAAUUUGAAUUGAUUCUCCAUCGGGAUAGUUCUUGCAAACAAUACCAAGGCGUCUUUCACAACUUUCCUGAUCUUGACAAAUGGUCUACGAAAGAUGUGUUCCGAAAACACCCAUCAAUCCCAGAUUAUUGGGAGUAUCGGUACAGAGUUGAUGAUUUAGUCGUCUUCUCCACCGGCGAGAAAAUGAACCCAAUACCAGUCGAAAGGCGAGUCAGUGGUAUUCCCGGAAUCAAAGCCGCUCUGGUGAUCGGCAACAAGCAACCACGCCCAGGAAUACUAAUUGAGCUCGACGACCCUUACAAUAGCCUAAAUUACGACAGUGUUCUCCCACCUGAACUUCAAGGGCCUUUCAAGGAGGCGGUUGGUAUUGAGAAUGAUCGAAAUUCUCGAGAUGCGCAGAUCGACGAGAAAUUAAUUCUCAUUGCCGCCCCAGACAAAGAAUUUGCCCGAACACCAAAGGGAACAGUCAAUCGUAACAAAACACUUGAACAGUACAAAACCGAAAUCGAUGAUUUAUACCGUUCUAUGGACCCUUCGAAUGCAAAGGGUUUGAAUGAACUUACUCUAGACAUGACCUCCCAAGACUUGCUUGCAUCCGACCUGACUCGGUUGGUUGAAAGAAUUCUGGCGAAUGACAGCGAGUUGGAUCAACAAAGAAACGUCUUUGCUGCAGGACUUGAUUCCGGUCAAACACAAAUACUAGCUUCCGUCGUUGGAAAGGCUCUUGUGCGCCAGACUGGACAACUUGAGCGUGCUAUUACUGUCGAUACUGUUUAUCGCAACCCCACGCCCCAAAAGCUCGCCGAAUUCGUGAUAGGGUCUCAAAACCCACUUGGGGAUGAUUCGCAAGAGGCAAGCGAAUUCCAGAAGGUUUUACAAAGAUACUCCAAGGAAAUUCCCAAUUCCCCUGCAAAGCGGGAGUCAAGUGUUUCCACCGACCGUGGCGUUCAUGUUCUUUUGACUGGUACCACCGGAUUUGUCGGGUCUCACACAUUAAGAUCCCUUCUUCGUCGUCAGGAAGUCAGCCAAAUAACUUGUCUCAAUCGAAGUGGCGCAAACGAGUCGAAGAUUUGUCUUCAACGCUUUCCGGACGAUGAAAGCAAGAAUCACUCCGUCCAACUAGAUUCUAAGGUUGCCGACCUGUCCAAGCCAUUCCUAGGACUCUCCGAGGAGGUCUACUACGAACUGCAGAAAAGUAUAACGCAUAUUUUGCAUUGUCAUUGGGCAGUUGACUUCACCAGACCGUUGGAUUACUUCGAACCAAAUAUCAAGGGCCUCGUUAGUCUGAUUCAAUUUGCCCACACAUCCAAACACAAUCCACAAAUUAUAUUCCUGUCCUCUAUUGCUACAGUGACGAAUUGGAAAGAAGAUACACCUGUCCCAGAGGAAACGCUGAGAUCCCCGGAGACUACUGAGACAGCCUAUGGAGAAAGCAAGCUCAUCGCCAGUCUACUUUUAGACCAAGCCGCCACUUCAGCCGGUAUUCGAUCCUAUAUCUUCCGCUUAGGUCAAGUUGCCGGCCCUGUCAAUAAAUACACAGAAGACGGAGACAUGCCAUGGCCACGUCGCGACUGGUUCCCAACCCUCCUAGAGGCCUCCGUACAGCUUGACUGUCUUCCCGAAACGCUAGGAAUUGGAAAUAAGAUUGAGUGGAUGCCAGUCGACACCGUCGCUGAGCUCUUUUCUGAUCUAAUUUGUACCCCGAGGGUCUACGAAACGGGCAGUUUAACCAACACACGAUACUACAAUUUGGUCAAUCCACAGCAUAUCCUGUUUUCCGAUGUUGUCCCUAUGUUGGCAAAGCGCCUUGGGACGAAUGAAUCCCUGGAUAUUGUUCCCUUGCGGGACUGGGUGCAUCGUUUGUCACAGGGAAUCGAUGAACGGGGUUCUAGCACCAAUCCUGGUCUUCGUCUUCUUGGAUUCUUCCAGGGAUUGACUAGAUCUGAGAAAUCUGUAGUCAUAGAUACAGCAAUGAUUGAGGAGCGAUUCCCUCGCUUGGGUCAAGUCGGUGCAGUUAGUGGUCGCUGGAUAAGCCUUUGGCUUGAACAAUGGGGGAUGGCUUGA
Messenger RNA from Penicillium griseofulvum, 3195 nucleotides. RefSeq names its product Male sterility, NAD-binding. The transcript has 6 exons. The coding region runs from base 1 to 3195 and encodes 1064 amino acids. The record is from RefSeq and is a predicted model, not a curated record. Lineage: Eukaryota; Fungi; Ascomycota; Eurotiomycetes; Eurotiales; Aspergillaceae.